AUGGUUGUGACGUCACAGCAAAAUAAGAUGAGGUCUAAAGCCUGUAAACCGCUGAAGGAAGGUCUGGACCCAGGACCAUCUCACACCCACAAAGACCCGAGCCUGGUCCAGACCCCAGACCUGGUCCAAACCAUGUCCAGUCCAGACCUCGUUCAAACCCAGUCCAGUCCGGACCUUGUCAAGACCCAGUCCAGUCCAAACCUGGUCCAAAGGAGGGACACAGAUGGAACCAAGGGUCAGGAAAAGAGUCAGAAGGAACUGCUCCAUCUGUUAGUUAUCAUGGAAGGAGAGCUCCAGGCUCGUGACGAUGUCAUCGCGGUGCUUCGCUCACAACGCUGGGGUCCUGACGUCCUAGAGGCUCAUUAUGGCUCCAGCGCCCCCCUCAGGCCACUGCAGGCACUACAGCGAGACACCGCCCUGAGCAGAAACCCAGACGAUGUGUACGAGGCUCCUAUGGCCGAGCUGGAUCUCCUGCAGCAGCAGUAUAGCAGCACCUACAGGAUGAUGGUGGAACAGCUGAAUUCAGAGAAACUGAAACACAAAGAGUUUAUGAGAAAAAGUGACGACUUCACCAACCUGCUGGAGGCGGACAGGAUCAGGCUGAAGCAGCUGGUAGAGCAGGAGAAGUGGUCUCAGAUUCAUAAAGAUAAAGAACACGUGGAACAUUUGGGAAAGCUCAGAUCGGAGGUUCUGCAGCUGCGCUCCUUACUGCUGCUCCUGCUCCACCAGCUGCAGAACCAGAGGAGGAGCAUCCGGGAGCUGAGGAGGAACCUGCAGGAACGAGAGAAGAGCCUGUCCCAGAGCCUGGACCGUGGAAAACACCAGGAACAGGUCAUUCUGAGGCUGGAGACCGAGCUGGAGCAGGAGGCCACUAAGCUCUUCAGCGAGAGAGAAGACACCACCAACCAGCUCCUCACGCAAGACUCACAGAUGCACCUCCUCCAGCUGCAGCUUACCCAGUUCUGCAGCACCACCCAGGACCUGCAGCAGAAGAACCAGGACCUGCAGCAAAAGAACCAGGACCUGCAGCAGAAGAACCAGGACCUGCAGCAGAAGAACCAGGACCUGCAGCAGAAGAACCAGGACCUGCAGCAGAGGAACCAGAACUUGACACAGAGGAACCAGGAUUUAGAGCAGAGGAACCAGAAUUUGACGCAGAAGAACCAGGAGCUGCAGAGCUCCGGCCACAUGGUGCUCACAGAGAGAGUUAGUGCAAAGGGCAGUCCCAGUUUGGUUCAGGAGCUGGAGAUCCUGAGGGGCAAGUUUUCAGAGAUGGCGGAGAAAGAGGAGAAUCUGAGCAGAAUGGAGUCGCAGUGUGGGGAAUUAAGGAUGAAGCUGGAGGAGGCUCAGAGUCAGAGCAGUGUCCUAAGAAAGGAGGUGGAGGAGGUGCAGCAAAGACUCGGACAAACGCAGAAGUUAAGGACGAUGUUCCUGAAGAGCGAAGCUGAGAGCUCACAGCUGCGUCUGAGUUUGGAAGAGGAGAAACAGAGUGUGAAGGACCUGUCUGCUGCCUUAGAAUCUGUCAGAGCAAAAGUGAAGGAGCUGGAGGAGACCGAGGAGAAGCUGGAGGAGACAGAACGAGCUCUGAGAGAAGACCUUUCCAAACUUAGGUCCCUCACACUGACGAUGGCCGAGGAACACAAGGAGGUCAAGGAGGAACUGGGGCGCGAGAGGGAGAGGAGUGAGGAGAUGGAGGAGAGACUGAGGAGCGAGAGGGAGAGGAGUGUAGAGAUGGAGGAGAGACUAAGAAGCGAGAGGGAGAGGAGUGAAGAGAUAGAGGAGAGACUGAGGAGCGAGAAGGAGAGGAGUGAAGAGAUGGAGGAGAGACUGAGGAGUGAGAGGGAGAGGCGUGAGGAGAUGGAGGAGAGACUGAGAAGCGAGAGGAAGAGGAGUGAGGAGAUGGAAGAGAGACUGAGGCAGGAGCAAGAGAAUGUCUCAGAAGUGACGGAGAAGAUGGAAGAGGAGAGCAAGAGGUGGAUGAAGGUCAAGUCUGAGCUGGAGCAGAGCGCGGAAGAGGAGCGCAGGAAGCUAAAGAGUAGCUUCCAACUUGAGGGACAUGUGGCCAGGAGCGAAAUGAGUCUGUGGGGGAAGGGCCAGAUGUGGGAGGAGCCCAGCCCUGAGAUGAGGACACUGAAGAGCAGAGAAAAGGUCUCUCAGCUGGACUCAAGGUGCAAGGAGGCAGAGUCAGAGCUGCAGACGCUGUUCAGAGCAGAGAAGAAGAAGAACGAAGAACUGAGAGCAGAGACCCUCACUCUGAAAGAGCAGAUCCACCAACUGAGAACCACAGAGGACCACAGGCUCUGUCAGCUGCAGAUGGAGCUGCAGGAGGUGAAGAGGAGGCAGCAGACAGAGGAGGUCCCACAUAUGGACAACUUGAGGAGAUUCAGCCGUGUUUCUGGUCAGCGUCUGGUUCCUGUUUCUUCUUCUUCGUCUCAAACCGAGAACUUCGACGACGACUCGACAGACGGCUUCAUUCGCAGAUGUGUCCAGGAGGAGAACAGCUUCAUGACAUCGCUACAGCAACAAGGCCACACAUCGCUACGGCAACAAGGCCACAAACCGGUGCUGGAGCGAUAUCCUUUGGCGAGAACACUACCUCCGCCGCUGCAGACGCAUCAGCCACAUGCCCCACUGCGCAUCCGCUUCAGCCCCAGCCUCAGCAGCUGCUCCACACUGGAGUUCACCGGAGUCUCCGACCGCCUCAGGGCCUGUCCCACCAGGGUCUGUCCCACCAGGGUCUGCAUGGUCCCACAGUCCUCCUCCUCGCACAGAUUUUCAUCCUCCACCUCUUCUACCUCCUCCUCCUCCACCUCCUCCUCUGCUGUUACCAUCGCCGCUGUGUCCAAAGCCCAGAAAGGACAAUUGAACGUGAUCCGAGUAGAGGACAGUACCAUCCACAUCCGCCUGGGGGCGCCGCUGACACAGAGGAGUGAGGAGGUCACAGAGAAAAGUUCAACAAAGAAGAGCAGCAGCAUCAUGAUCACACCCACCAAUGGGAACGCAAGGAAGGGUGGAUUCGGUCUUUGUUCCAGUCCUGGUCCAUGUCCUGUUCCUGGUCCAGUCUGGUCCAAACCGGUUCAGUCCUUGUCGGCCCUGGGUCUGUGUUCUAUCACACGAGUCCAUGAGUCGAAAGCAGAACAUCUGAAGAUCCAGAUGAAGACCUCAAAUCUGUAA
This is a messenger RNA of Knipowitschia caucasica, 3174 nucleotides long. The record is from the annotation of a GenBank genome assembly. NCBI's taxonomy places the organism in Eukaryota, Metazoa, Chordata, Actinopteri, Gobiiformes, Gobiidae.